Pogonomyrmex barbatus (red harvester ant) is the source of this 4106-nucleotide messenger RNA. Its product is annotated as fibroblast growth factor receptor homolog 1. Lineage: Eukaryota; Metazoa; Arthropoda; Insecta; Hymenoptera; Formicidae. Gene Ontology annotation, biological process: positive regulation of kinase activity; multicellular organism development; positive regulation of cell population proliferation. The record is from RefSeq and is a predicted model, not a curated record. Gene Ontology annotation, cellular component: signaling receptor complex; plasma membrane. Gene Ontology annotation, molecular function: fibroblast growth factor receptor activity; ATP binding.
ACGAUCUCGGCGGCACUCCGUCGUAGUGGGGAAGACUAACCCACGAGGGGUUGCGGAGGGAACGAGCGUGGACGAGCGGUUAUUUCAAGCGACGACUCUUCUGGCACUUCGCCCCGAGCUUUCCUCGUGCACGUCCUCCUCUCGGAGUAGCGCUGCCACGAGUGCCGUCAGUGUCGCGACGUCGAAGCCUCGAGGAGACCGAGACUUAGACAGAGAAAGAGAAAGAGAGAGAGAGAGAGAGAGAAAACAGGCAAUCAGAGAGCACAGGAGCCGUGCGCGUCGAAAUAAAAAAUAAUAACAAGUCGCCGAUCGAUCGAUCGAUCGAUCGAUCGAUCAGUUAAACGAGUUUGUUAACCGAUAAUCUCGAGCCAGUAUCGGUGACACAGUGACAAGAGUCUUCCGAGGGUGAUAGUCACGGUGUCAGUGUGUGGAUGGACCGUUUUGUGUUUCGGUGAGACGAUUAAGAGACACGCGAGAACGAGAAAACAGUCGCGGGUUAAGACAAAUUUUCGAGGAACUCUCUCUCUCGUCUUCGGGAGAGCCAAAGGAUGAAACGCGCGUGGAAAAGAGGAGCAAAGGAGGAUCUGUAACGACGACGCGCCGCUGUCCGACGCGUCGGCCUGAAAUAACAGCGGGAAUGCGUGCACAGUGAAUCAGCUCUCGUUCGUUCCUCAGCGGACGCGAAUCUUCUCUCGGCGGUGACUCCGGCACACGCACUUCUUCUCGCCACCCCUCCUCCCUCUCUCGCGUGCUCAACCCUUUCUCGGUCAAGUGCGGUGCGUCGCGUCGGUGCGUGGCUCGCGAUCGGCGCCGGUGCUCGGCAAGGGUGAGAAAGAGAGAACUGAGGUUCCUGAGAGCGGAUUGAGAAAAGCCAGAAACGCCAGAAGCGUCGCAGACGGAGAAGUCGGAGCGGGGGAGGGACGAAGGGAGUUUUCGAGACGCCGCCGAAGGAGUUUUCUCGGAAAGGAGAUCGCGAGCAUCGCAACACAGAAGUCACUCAUGUCGAAAUUACACUAAUUACGUCUAUCCAGUGUCGAGCGAGUCGAAAUGGCGACGAAGAUUUUUAUAAUCUUCGGGAUCCUUGCUAUCCUGGACAUCGGACUUGCGGAUCCACGAUUGGUUUGCUUAGAUGAAAUUAAUAGCGACAUUGUGGCAUUCAUGAGCGAGAAGCUAUAUCUGCGUUGCUUAAAAGACGAGGCUGAUACGACAUGGUAUAAGGAUGACGAGAUGUUCCGUCCGAGAUGGAACUCUAGGAUACGUGUGAACAAACAAAACUUGAAGAUCAGAUUCGUCAAAAUGGAGGACGCGGGAGUCUACAGUUGUAGAUUGACGUCGAACGAGACCAUCGAAUGGAGGAACGUGACCGUACGCGUCGAGCCUCCGCAGAACGAUGGUUUCCAGGAGGAGGGCGAGGACAAGAGCGGCGCGAUGAACGGGAUGAUGAAACCGGAAGAUAAGGGCAAUACUCUCGAGAUGGAAACCAGAAACUUGCCCGAGACGCGAUCGUUGCAGUUGGACAGCGAAAAAUUGGACGCGGACGUGGACGACGAGAAGGUGGAGAACGUCACGCAGGGGGAGCGCAACAACACGAUGCCGGAAAGCCCGCCUUACUUCAACAAGUCUCAAGAGAUGCACCCGUUGGUGGUGAAGCCUGCCGGCAGCGCGUUGCGAUUGAGAUGCUCGAGCGCGGGGAAUCCCACGCCGAACAUCACGUGGCUGAAGAACGACGAGGUGCCGAAGCGGGAGCUCGGAUCCGUGAUCAUGACCAAAUGGAUGUUGAAGAUGGAGGAUCUCGUUACCAAGGACGUUGGCAAUUACACAUGCAUCGUGUGCAAUUAUCUUGGCUGCAUCAAUCAUACUUACAAAGUCGAUAUUGUCGAGAGAGUAGCGCAUCGACCGAUCCUCACAAGAGCGCCAAGAAAUACCACGGUGCUUAUCGGAAAAAACGUUACUUUAACCUGCCAAGUACUGUCUGAUGGGCAUCGUCACCUCGAAUGGUAUCAUGGUCGUCACACUUCUUUCGACACCGUCAACAAAACCAAUCAGAGCUUACGGGUGGAGGUCAAGGCUGGAAUGGACACAGAAAAUCCGGACGAGCUGAGACUAUAUAACGUAACGGAAAAAGACGAGGGAUGGUACACGUGUAUUGCUCAGAACACUUUAGGGGAAACGUUUAGUAGCGCUUAUUUAAAUGUAGUCGAGUCGCUCGAGCAAAAAGUACCGCUGGCCGCGAGACCGCAAAUCUUGGUGAACGUUCUGGCUGGCAUUCUAUGCGUGUUCUUCGCCGUGGGUGUCGUCGUGGUGAUAUACAUCUUCCAUCGAUUGAAACGCGAGAAGAUGAAGAAGCUGCUCGCGAUAGAGACGGCACGUGCGGCAGUCGUGACGCAAUGGAAGAAGAAGGUGGUAGUGGAGAAGCAGAAACUGGCGAACGCGCAGAAUGCAAUCGAGGAGGAGCUGCUGCUGCCGGUGGUGAAGAUCGAGAAACAAAAGUCCACCGUAAUCGCCGAGGAGAAUAGCAACGACAACGUGUCCGAGUAUGAAUUGCCGUUGGACAGCACUUGGGAAUUGCCGAGGGAAUAUUUUACGCUUGGAAAUACUCUGGGCGAAGGAGCUUUCGGCAAAGUCGUUAGGGCUGAAACGAAUACCGGAAAACCAGGACUACCUAGCGUCGUCGCGGUGAAAAUGUUGAAAGAGGGUCAUACAGAUACCGAGAUGAUGGAUCUGGUUUCGGAGAUGGAAAUGAUGAAGAUGAUCGGAAAGCACGUGAAUAUCAUCAAUCUCCUGGGUGCGUGUACUCAGAACGGUCCUCUGUACGUCGUGGUGGAGUUCGCUCCUCACGGCAAUCUACGAGACUUCCUCCGAGAUCACAGACCCUCUUCGGGAUACGAACCGGCCAUCGGGCAAGAGCCGAAGGAACGGAAGACCCUCACGCAAAAGGAUCUAGUCUCGUUCGCAUAUCAAGUGGCGCGUGGGAUGGAGUACCUGGCCAGCAGGAGGUGUAUACACAGGGACCUGGCUGCUAGGAACGUCCUCGUCAGCGACGAGUACGUGCUGAAGAUCGCCGACUUCGGUCUCGCCAGAGACAUUCAUUGCCACGACUACUACAGAAAGACAACGGAUGGACGGUUACCGGUGAAGUGGAUGGCCCCAGAAGCUCUAUUCCAUCGGGUUUACACCACUCAGUCUGACGUAUGGUCGUACGGGAUUCUGUUGUGGGAGAUCAUGACGAUGGGCGGUACGCCUUACCCGUCCGUGCCAUCGGUCGAGAAAUUAUUCCAGCUACUUAGAACGGGUCAUCGAAUGGAGAAGCCGCCCUGCUGCUCGAUCGACAUAUACAUGCUCAUGAGGGACUGUUGGAGUUAUCAGCCGAACGAGAGACCGACGUUUGUCGAGUUGGUCGAGGAUCUCGAUAGAAUAUUAACGAUAACAGCGAACGAGGAAUAUCUGGAUCUCGGACUGCCCCAAUUGGACACGCCUCCGUCCAGCCAGGAAUCCAGCGACACGGAAAACGAGGAAGGCGAAGAAAGUUUUCCACAUCUCUUAUAAACCGUGUAUUCAUCACGAAGAAUGUCACUUAGACUUCGCACAGACGAGAUACUUGAAACGAUUACAGUCGACCGGAUAAAGCAUCCUACAGAAGCGAGUCGACGAGAGAUAAAGAGACGAAGAAAUUCGAGCGUGAGAGAUUCGCAGGAGAAUAAUCGACUGAGACACAAGCGAAGAAACACGCCAAAUAAAAUAAAUCAGUAUUGACCCGUGUGUAGCGCGUGAAAUUAAGAAUGAAUCGCGAAAGGGUAACAUAUGUCGACAGCAAGUAUUUGCGUAUUGACAAAACUGGAUAUCCUAAGUUGCUAUCCUAAAGUUGCUAUUAUUUCUCAUCAAUUGACAUAUGUUAGGUCUAGGAUGAACGUGAAAGAAACGAAAUUUAAGGCUAUGUGAAAAUUGACACUGUCUCUUGACGCGCUAACGCAGAGAAAGCGGAUUUGUUGCUUAUACAAAUCUUAUAUAUAUUCAUAAGUGUAAUAAUUGUGCCAUGAAUCAGUGCCUUGUAAAGGUAUCGACAAUAAAUGAAGAAAUAAGUUCACGGGGAUUCAUUGAAUCGCAUA